Messenger RNA from Lachancea fermentati, 1323 nucleotides. The record is from the annotation of a GenBank genome assembly. Lineage: Eukaryota; Fungi; Ascomycota; Saccharomycetes; Saccharomycetales; Saccharomycetaceae.
AUGGAGAAGAUGGAGGAUUCAACAUCUGCAGCAUCCACAGAGCAGCCAAUGGACAAUUUAGAAGCAUUAGAAGCACCAGUAGAUUCUGCUAUAGUGCAGAAAGCAGAGGAUCCUGAGGAAAAUGACGAAAUGGAUGACUUAUUUGGGGAUGAUAGCGAAAAUGAGUCCCAGCCGGGAAGUGAGGAAAAAGAAGAGCGUGGUAGUGACGAAGAUGAUGAAGGAGUUACAAAUGGUCGCAGAAGUCGCGGGAUUGUAGAUGAGGAUGACGAAGACGAUGAGCAGGCAAUGUACAAUCGUAAGUUUUACGGUGACAAGGUUGAUGAGGAUGAUAAUGACGAUGAUUCUCAAGCUGAGUUCAAGGAAGCUGAUAUUGAUAUUGUUAAGCAUACGGUUCCAUAUAAGACUGUUGCCUCGGAUUCGCAUAGCACGCUUUACUACACAAAGGUCCCUCAAUUUUUAACGAUUGAUCCCAUACCCUUUGAUCCUCCGGCAUUUCAGAGCAAGAUUGAGGAGCGGUUAAAUAGAUUCUCGUCUAAAGAGGACCAACUGGGUGACAGGCUCAUUGAUGAAAACACAGUGAGAUGGAGAUACUCCCGAGACGCCAAUCAACGCGUGUUCAAGGAAUCUAACGCGCAGAUCAUACAAUGGUCUGAUGGAACUUUCUCUCUUAGACUUGGCGAAGAAUACACAGAUGUGCUGAUAAAUGACACCGAUAAUACUUACCUUGCAGUCAGUCACGAGGAACAAGAGCUAGUGCAAUCCAUAGGAGGUGGGGAAAUAUCGAAGACCAUGAUGUUUAUUCCUACAUCUACCAACUCCAGAAUACACCAAAAACUAAGUAAUGCUGUUGUGAGACGGGAAGAAAGGGAACAUCAAGGUCCAAGUACUUAUAUUGUUCGGGUGGAUCCGGAACUUGAACAAAGAGAGUUAGAAAAGAAACAAGGGCAAAUUAUACGCGAGAGGAGGAAACGGCAGCUGAGAGAGCAGCUGGAGAAGGAGAACAGAGAUUCACCGGAUCCUGUGGGCUUGCGCAAGUCUACGUCUUCGUUUGGACAUGCCAGAGGUAAUGAAUAUGAGGAUGAUGGCUUCAUGGUGGACGACGAUGAAGACGAUCUUCUAGACGAUGAAGAAGAAGAAAUGGAGGAUGAAGAAGACGAAGAGGAUGACCUUAAUGCAGAGAGAUUGCGACAAUUGAAAAGAGACGGUGCAAUGCAAUAUCAAGGUGAUGAAUCUGAAGAUGAUGCCAAGGACAGCGCAGAAGAGGAAGCCACAGUUAAAAGAAGGAAAAUUGCGCUAGUCGAUGAGGAUGAGGAUGAUGAAUAA